Messenger RNA from Strigops habroptila (Kakapo), 2168 nucleotides. RefSeq names its product A-kinase anchor protein 13-like. Gene Ontology annotation, cellular component: actin cytoskeleton; membrane. Gene Ontology annotation, molecular function: MAP kinase scaffold activity. The record is from RefSeq and is a predicted model, not a curated record. The coding region runs from base 249 to 2168 and encodes 639 amino acids. Gene Ontology annotation, biological process: regulation of Rho protein signal transduction; adrenergic receptor signaling pathway; positive regulation of canonical NF-kappaB signal transduction. The transcript has 11 exons. NCBI's taxonomy places the organism in Eukaryota, Metazoa, Chordata, Aves, Psittaciformes, Psittacidae.
CUCUUUCCCCCUCCCCGUCCCCUUCCCUCUCCCUUCCCUCCCGGCCCCGCUGCCAGGGGCGAAGCCGCCCGCCGGGCCCCCGCGGCCUUUUCUCUUGGAUUUUAGUACUGGAAAACUCUCUAAUGACAACUUUGCUUAGGAGCUGAGCAUCGUGACCUGCCCUGCUCCUCCCUACUCAGUGUGGGAACGACUUGAAGGACGUCUUGGAGCCACCUGUACUGCUUCAUGCAGUUAAAUGUUCAGAGGUCAUGAAACUUAAUCCACAGCAAGCUCCAUUAUAUGGUGACUCUGUUAUUACAGUGCAGCUGACUGAGGAAGAUAAAGUUGAAGAUGAUGUAGUUUUUUACUUGGUCUUCACUGGGUCAACUGUCCAACACUGCACAAGCACAAGAAAGAUAAAUCCUGGGAGUCUGGAGACCAUUUCACCUGGCCAUGACUGCUGUGAGACAGUGAAGGUAGCACUUUGUGCCUCUCGAGAAGGUCACCCCGUUCUGGUUGUGGCAGAAGAGAGUUUCCAGUUUGUCCAGGAUGAAGCCUACGAUGCUGCCCAGUUUCUGGCCACCUGCGCUGGCAACCAGCAGGCACUAAACUUCACUCGGUUCUUGGACCGGUCGAGACCACCCGCUGCAGAUGUGGACUUCUUGGAUGAGAAAGUGGCUUUGGCGUUUCGACACCUGAAACUGCCGGCAGAAUGGAACGUGCUGGGAGCGGACCAGUCCCUGACCGAGAACAUCCCUCGGGAAACACUGAUGCAUUUUGCGGUGAGGCUGGGUCUGCUGCGGCUGACGUGGUUUCUGCUCCAGCAGCCGGGGGGAAGAGGAGCUCUCAGCAUCCACAACAACGAAGGGGCAACGCCUGUGAGCUUGGCCUUGGAGAGGGGCUACCAGAAGCUGCACCAGCUUUUAACAGAAGAGGAAGCCAGGGAACCGGACUCCUGGAGCACCUUGUCUCACACUGUGCACUCAGGGGACUACAGCGUGAAGCACCACCGUGGACUUGAUGUUUACAUGCUGACAGCUGAAGCCAAGGAAGGGGAAGCAGCCAACUGGGAGAGUGAUAUACGGCACCUCCAGAUGCACAUGCAGAGCCACCAGCACAUGAGUUUAAAGCAGCAGACAGAGCCUGUGCUGGGAGAUUCUGGAGACAGCUGUGCUAAGGGAGCAGAGCCAGAUGGUCACCCGACAGCUACUUCUCAGAGCCUAGAAGAAAUGGCAAGAGAAGGAAGGCAGGAAAGUCCAUCCGCUCCUGUUCACCUGGACAUGGGGCAGCUUUCAGACCAAACCCACCAGGAGGAGAAAUGCAACAGCAGGAGUUUGGGAGCUUUUAAUGAUGUGCCAAAUGACUCGCUGAGCCUGGGGGAUGCACAGAACCCAGAGUGCUUCUGUGAAAGGAAAAAUGUGACGUUGAGAAAAAAGGAAGAGGAGGGGCCGACCUCUGCUGAAGGCUCUGGGACUGUAUCAGAUGAGAAGGACUGCACAGGGAGCCUGUCUGCAAGGGUAAACGGUGUCGUAAAUCUUCCAUCCUGUGGAAAUACAAAUGAGGAAGCUGGAAUGACAUCUGCUGGAGUUGUUCUGGAUCAAGCUGGCUUGUGCGACAGUCCCCAUCAGGAAGCACAAGGUGCUGAGGAGCAUUCCGCUGACAGUACUGUUUCUGUGGUUGAAACUGCAGGCGAAGCCCCAGCUUCCUUGGAGGGCGUGGAUGUGGCUAUGGGCCAAACUGAGUGCAGGAACUGUGCAGGGGCCGCUGAGAGGGCUGCGGGACAGCAGCAGGUAGAGGAUGGGACAGCUGAGGCUGGUGAAAGGAGGACUGCAAACCUAGAACAACAGUUGCCAUCUAAGGAAGAGUCACCCAGUUCUGCUCAGCCCUUGCUGAGUGCUUUUAAUGGCACUGAGCGUGCAGAUGGGGAGGAUGAAGAUGUGGGAGUGGUACCAGCAUGUGACAGUACACAUGCAAAUAGUGGCACUGGCGAGCUCUCCGCUGACCUGUGCAAGACUAGUGAUAACAAGGAGACUGGAGCAGACUCAUGCACUGAUCAACUACACAGUGGCUUCUUGGAAAGCCAAGGUGAUGCUCAUGUCUCAGCAAGGCAGGAUGUCAUCACGAGCACCAGGGCAGCAUUGCCAGCUGUGAAACCAAAGCAGUGUCUUCCAUUCAGAUAUCUUGGUUGA